ACACAACCAUAGGCAUUCUAGAUUAUCGCACACGCAAACAUUGAAAUUAUAAACAAAUGUCAAAUAAGUUGUUAGACUGGUGUCAACAAAAUAAAAGUGGAAUAUCAACAAAAUCAUUGAUUGAACGUAUAAAAACUGUCGCAGAUCUUGAAUGCUGUUUCAGUUGAUGCUGGUUGAAAGUGAAGACGAUUUCAUAAAAUAAAUCAUGCGCCUGCAAUUCACACUUUGGGCAGUUGUGCUGCUUUUGGUUAUGACAUUCACAAUGCACACGUUCGCUGAGGAUGAGUCAAGCGUGGAUAUUAGUAUGGAUUUUGAUGAUGGUGAAAAAACAGAAGAUGGUGUGUCCGAGGAUACUAGCUCUUACUAUGGUUAUGAUUAAGAAACUCAACCUGGAUUUUAGUGUUAAUUGCCGUUGGAUAAAUAAAUAUUAAGCAAACUUUUUGAAGUGUAUCACAGCGAUCGGCGCUAGCUUAUCGAGAACAAGGUCUUAAGUCGUGAAAGUUCUCGACUGGAAAAGUUUACUAUCGCUGGCUAAUUGUAAUAAGUGAUUAAUAGACUUUCAAAUGUGCCCAGAUGCCAUAUAAAUCACAGAAGUCGACUUCGACCAAGUCGCAUAUCCAACAAAGAUGUCAAAGCAGCUGCUGCUCCAGCUCUUGUUUGUGCUUCUGGCCACAGUUGCAGGUGAAUGUGGCAACAUUUUUGCUGGCCACAAAACAAACUCACAAUCGUGAUGCGUGUGCUUCCAGGUAGACAACUGAUGUUGCGUCCGCUGAGUGGAGCCGAGACUCGAGCUCUCCUCGAUCGUCAAGAACUUGCCGAGGGUCGCUCAGUGCGCAGUGGACUUGCGGCACUUGGUGGCUAUACCCUGGGAUUAAGCAAGGCGCUGUUGGGUGUCUUCAUCUACGAUGUGAUAACGGCGAAUGUGAGCAGCAUUGAAAGUGAAACGAGCAACGGAUAUGCGCAACAAGUGUGCUUCAACACAAACGGUUUGCUGACAACCACCGAAGGUCGCUCCAAUAAUAUUAUCGAUGAAGACGAUGAUGAUAAGUUUGUCUACAAUCCAUAUGAAGACGACGAUGUCUAUGAUAAUCUGGGGCGACAAACUACAAGCACAGAUACAGAUACAGAUAGCGAUACAACUAGCACCGAUUCUGGGGACACGGCAACGACGUUGAGCGAUGCGGAUUCCAAUGUUGCCACUUGUAUAAUUUUAUAUCGAAAUAGAUGAACUUUGAGGUCAAAACCGGUUGCUGUUGUUAUUGUUAUUGUUUUUGUUGUCGGCGGGUCACGAAAACGAGGGCAAAAGUGCUUUACAUAUAUGCAAAACUUAAUCUGUAACUUUCUUUGGCAAAUGCGGCCAAUAAAAGUGGCACAGAACCUCGCGGCUGUUUCAGUUAACAAACAGAUCGAGGCAUGAAAUCGUCGCCAAUUCUGCUUUGGGCAUUUGCCCUUUUCCUACUCUCAGCUCUUGGCUCACCUGUGGCAGCCGGUCGCAUCUCGUUGCGUCCUUUGUCGCCCAGUGAACUGCGCAGCGCUUUGCACGAUGUCACCAGCCAAGGAGUCGAAAGAUCUCCGGAUGGUCGCUCGGUUUCUUCAGCUUUGGCUGCUCUGAAAGGAUUCGCUUUGGGUGUCACCAAUGGCAUUGGCGGCGCUUUGCUCUACGAUGUGGCCACUUCGAAUGAGACGAUCGCUUACCUGAGCAAUCUCUUCGAUCAACUCAACACUACUUUGAGUAGCUACUCCACCUCUGGCAGCAGCAGCAGCAGCAACGAUGAAGGAACUGUGCAGGAAGUUUGCUUCUCCAGUCGCAGUCUAAAUGGCGAUGCGAUACAAGCACGUUAUAAUAAUGAUGAGAAUGACGAAGAGUUGGAUGAUGAUCAAGAGUUCUAUGACGAUGAGCAGGAAGAGGAGCCAGAAGAACAGCUACGAGAAGUAGACUACAGCGAUAAUUCCAUUGGUAAUGCACUGACCUGCAUUGUGGUCAACACGGGACAAGCCAUUUUGCGGCAUCGUCGCAGUCUGGAUAAUGAACAGGUAACAGGUCAAGACGGAGAAGUGAUAUUCAUUAGAAAAGCAGCGAAAUAAAAGUUACAAGUU
Messenger RNA from Drosophila sulfurigaster albostrigata, 2097 nucleotides. RefSeq lists its product as uncharacterized. NCBI's taxonomy places the organism in Eukaryota, Metazoa, Arthropoda, Insecta, Diptera, Drosophilidae. The record is from RefSeq and is a predicted model, not a curated record. The transcript has 3 exons. Bases 1414 to 2085 code for a protein of 223 amino acids.